Molecule: messenger RNA, 897 nt
Organism: Symbiodinium sp. CCMP2456
Lineage: Eukaryota; Dinophyceae; Suessiales; Symbiodiniaceae
Source: the annotation of a GenBank genome assembly
AUGCGCGCCUUCCGCGAGCUGCAGCAUAUCACCGCUGCUGGCAACUUCUUGCUCCUGAGGCGACAUGAAUGCUGGCGAUGUUGGGAUGAGCUUGUGAUCUACUACGUCUUCCCGAACACUUGCAUUCAAGGAUAUCUGGCCAGCUUGGAAAUACAGGAGACAUGGAUGAAGCCAGGUUGCCCCAUGGCCUGCGUGGAAGAAGCCUUCGAGGAGCCGCGGUGGCACUCACUGCUUUCCUUCUUGCCCUCCAUGCUCCCCGGGCCGCUGACGCUUCGCUUCCCACGCCUCUCCGAGGUCCAGGCAAACUUGAUGGCCGAAUUCUUCGUGCGAGGGCCGAAUGUGAGCUACCUGAACUUGUCGGGAGCCGGCCUGGGCCUCCGCCGUGCGGCCCUCCGAGGCGUCGCCGCGGCACUGCGUGCGGACAGGCAUCUUCUCCACUUAGAUGUCAGCAGCAACAGCCUGGGAUCUGAGGGUGUGCACACCCUCUGCCAGGCCCUCAUGGAGCAUCCGGCGCUGCUGGAAUUCAUGCUUGCCAAGAAUCACAUUGGGCAAGUUGGGGCAGUCAAGCUCGUUGACCUCCUUCGGGUGAACCUCGUGGUGCAGAGGAUAGACUUGGAGGACAAUCCCAUCGGCAACGAGUGGGCCAACUACAUCUACGUGCUGCAAAAAGACCGCUCUGCCACUUUGGCUUCAGCGCAAGAGCAGAUGGAGACGAAGGCCGCUGGUAAGACGAGGAUCUCCUCGGCUGCAAUUCCUGUGCUGACCACGAUCCCGGCGGUGGAGUUCAGCAAGGAGCUUACACGAUUGGGCUCUGUUAGCAGCCGCCUGCGCCACAAAGCCUCCGAGGACCUCUUCGAGACCUCGAAAUCGGCGCGGACACCCCGACUGCUGCGUUGA